AUGACGCUCCUCGCGGGUCUCGGCGAAGCAUGGUCAACGGUGAUUACGAUGUUGGAUGGGACGCAAGAUACAUGGAAGAAGGAGCAAGUGGUGGCACGCCUCAUCAACGAAGAGGCGAGGCGUACGAAAUUGCAUGGCGAUGCAAUCGGCGCGGCCCACUUCUCCCGCGAUGCGAAGGCGAAAGGGACGAGUCACUUCAAGCGGCGCAACGACGGCAACAACCGCGGGAGCUCGAGCGGGAGCGCGGCGGCCUCAAGCUCAUCACGUGGAGGAUCGGCCAACGCCAAUCGAGCUCGGACGCGUGACGGAGCUUGUCGUUUUUGCAAGAAGACCGGACAUUGGUGGCACGAAUGUCCCGUCAAGCCGGCAAAUUGGAAGCCGUCAAGCGACGACAACCGGCGCGCGCAUGUGGCGACAUGCAACAACAACGACCGGGAGUUCGUCUUCGUCGCAAGUGGAACAACCGUCGGUGGUGUUGACGCGUGGAUACUCGACACGGGUGCUACUCAACGCAUGAUGGCGUGUGCGACGCUUCUCAACAACGUGACAACGGAGGCUCCCGUUAAGCGCGUGAUGUUCGGCAACCGUGACACGUUGGACGUCACGGGACAAGGCGACUUGCGGCUCAUGGUGGACGGCGGUCCACUCACCAUCAAGAACGUCUUGGUGGUUCCCGGGCUCGGCGCCAACCUCCUCUCCGUUUCUCAACUCGCACGCAAGGGGAUGCGUGUGAACAUCGAAGGGACCAUGAUGGCGUUGAGCGCGGCGGAUGGCGUACACAUCGGCACGGCACGCCAAACGGGAGGACUCUUCAUGCUCGAUGCCCUCCCAAGUGUGGCGACGGCUCAAGCGGCUACCUCGACAACCACUCUCAAAACGUGGCAUAAUCGAUUUGGCCACCUCCACAACGACGCUAUUCAAGCUAUAGCAACGAAGGGGAUUGUCAACGGCUUGGAGUUUGUGCGCUCGAGUGGAGAUGAUGAGAAGUGUGUCGAGGCGGUUACGUUGGCAACUUGGAUUCGCAACCAGUGUGUGACCAAGGCGUUGCCCAACAAGACGCCUCUUGAGGCUUGGAGCGGUACGAAGCCGGACGUCACCGACCUUCGCACGUUUGGGUGUACGUGCUACUACCAUGUCCCGGAUGCUACACGGACCAAGCUCGAGGCUAAGGCGCGGGUGGCGAUGUACUUGGGACCGAGCGCGGAUCACAAGGCGUGGUGUGUGUGGGACUUGGAGCACGGGAAACUCGUGGUGUCGCGCGACGUGGUGUUCUACGAAGACACCUUCCCCUCCAAGUCUACGAACGUGCCCUCGGUCAUCAUCGUCCCUCCACCCUUGGAUGCCGCGGAUGAGGCGAAUGAAGCUCCUACGUCUCCUCCUCCUAGUGCGAGUGAGGGGGAGAAUGGAUCGGGUGCGGUUGGAGUGAGUGAGGAUGAAGGAAAUGCUAAGGAACGUGACCCUUUGUCUCCUCCUCCUCGUAUCACUCCCACCCUCGCAUCCACUCGCACUCGAAGGAACCCUCAUCCCAACUCCAAGUUCAAUGACUACUCUCUCGUGGCGGGGGACGAUGAGGGAGGGGGAGACGCUAUGUGUCUUGAGGCGUACACCGACACCCCGUCCACCUACCACGGCGCCAUGAGCUCGGCGGAAGCGGCGGAAUGGGAACGUGCGCUUCAAGAGGAGUACGAUUCACUCAUGGCGAACGACGUCUACGAGCUUGUCCCCAUGCCUCCCGGCGCCUACCUCGUUGGCUCUCGUUGGGUCUUCAAGAAGAAGCUCGGCCCCAACGGAGAAGUGGAGCGGUACAAGGCGCGGUUGGUGGCGCACCCUCUUGAACUUUGCAACCCUCUCGCUCUCCCUUCGUCGCCUGUGAUCGCCUCUGCGAGUUCAAAUCCGCACUCCCUCUACUCACCCUCAUUCAUCGCUCUCUAUUCUUCGCUUUCAGCUCUCUCCGGUACUUCUAGCUUCACACCCGAGGCUGCAACAGCAAGCAGUGUUCCCUCAAAAAUCGUCACUGCUAGUUCUACCGCUCGGUUUCGGCCGCACACUUCAGCAGACCCGUCGGUAUUCUCGAGCGUUCUUCCUCGGAUGGCCGUCGAUUCCGUGAGUGCAUGCUCCUCGUCGUCAGCUGAGCACCCGUCGUUCGCGGAAGUCCUGAGCAUCUGGAGGAACCGCGAAGCGGUUAAGCCGUCCCGCGUGCAAGUUGAAGUGCCGCUGAGAUCCGCGACUGCAUGCGCGGCGCCUUGUGAGGCUACUGUUGAAGAAGUUGAAGCGACUGUGGAGUCCGCUGUUGAGUCGCCUUCGGAGUCGACUUGCCAGGCGAUUCCCGAGGAGAUCUCCACUUGUGAAUCGGCCCAGCUGCAAGUGACGCUGAGCUCCGCGACUGCUGAAGAGAAGGAGGAGACGGAGGAGGAUCUGAGGAGUGACUGCGCUGGCAGCGACGACAGCAAUGAGACGAUUUCCGUCAGCUUUUCUGUCAGCAACAGCAGCGUCACGAGUUACAGCACAAGAGCGCGUGUGAAUGUGGAUGGUGUGGAGGGGAAGGCUUGGAAUGCACGUGGGGGUGCUGUGACCAACCAGAAGCCCACAGCAAGGAGCAUGAGGCAGCAGCAGGAGAGAGAGCAUGCUGUGAAGUGCAGAGAAGGAGCGAAGCUGGCAGCACCACCAAGGCAGCAGCAAGACCUUCUUGGAGGUCUUGAAGCUGCUGGCGCCACUGAAGCAAGAACAGGGAAAUAUUUAUCUGUGGAGGUACAGAACAGAAACAUCUCCAAUAGCUAG
Closterium sp. Yama58-4 is the source of this 2778-nucleotide messenger RNA. The record is from the annotation of a GenBank genome assembly. NCBI's taxonomy places the organism in Eukaryota, Viridiplantae, Streptophyta, Zygnematophyceae, Desmidiales, Closteriaceae.